ACAAAGAAAUUGAAAACCCGUGCUUUUAGAGUAGUGCGUUACUAUGUUUGAUUCUUAGUUUCUAGCUUUGCUCUAAAAUUGAUGUUAACCUAUACCACUGAAGUUCCUGGAGAACGUGAAGAAACAUCUUUAAAGUGGGCCAAAUUACUUUCAGUGCACGAUUCAUUCAUGCAUGAACUUUCUCAGGAAGUAAUUACUAUCGGGUCAUCUGAAGGUCGUUUUCCAUUCUUUUUAAUCAUUUCUAAUAAUUUUGUAUUCAUUAUUCAGAAUGUCUGAUUGUUAUAAAACAUGAAGAAAUUUCAAAUCCACAUUGCCUUUUGAUGAAAGAUCCAGAUGAUGUCAUAUGGUUGCACGAUUGUAGCAAAACUGGGACACGUUGUAAUGAUGGCAAGUGGUUACAGCAAGAUUGUGUCACGCUUCGUACUGGUGACUAUUUCUACCUUUUAUGGGAUGAAGUAGAUGUGACGAAGAGAGUUGGAUUUUGCGUUCUUUUCGUUGAUGAUUUUAAACUUUUGGCUUUGUCUGGUGAGUCUGAUAAGAUCAAAACUACGGGACUACCGCUACAACCAUCAUCAACAAAGUUUAUGAAGCCAUCAACAUCAAAUGAUGACACUGAUUUAGAAAAUUGCUUAACAUGUGUUAUUUGUGGAGAUAUCUAUUUUGAGUGUUGUAGUGUUCAACCAUGUUUACACAGUUUCUGCACACUCUGUUGGUUGAGAUGUAAAAGAAAUGAAUGUCCUAUGUGUCGUAAAUCAGUGUCAGCUUAUGCUAAAAAUCACCAAUUGAAUAAUUUAGUUGAUGUAUUCCUUCGUAAACAUCCAGAGAAGUUAAAAUCUGAAUCGGAACAAAAUGACAUAAAACAAGAAAUUGCAAGAUUAUCACGCCUUUCAAAUCACACUCGUCGAUACAAUAGUCGAACUAGAAGAAACAGAGAGAGAAUUACUUUUACUGGUGGUGACUAUGGUUUACUGCGUAGUUCUUCUGGCAUCUUUCCUAUUGUUCCAACCGUUGCUACCACCACAACAACUCACAAUGUUUCUACUGGUCCGAUAAUUAUGCCCACUUCUCUACCGAUGAGUGCUGGUUGUGUUAUAUGUUCAUGGUUACCACCAUCAUAUGACCGUCGUGGCAAUAGUACGACAAGUAUUAGUGGCAUUACUCUUAGCGACCAUGGACCAAGAAUUGAAGAAUGCUCAGCACAUUGUUAUUGUACAUGUUGUAAUAGACCAAUGCCAAUUCGAACAACAACAAUUCCACAACUACAUGGUAUAAAUCGAACAGAAUGUGAAGUGUGCCGGCGUACAUUUUGUUCUUUAAUCAAUCCAUAUGGAUGCUCAACAUGUGAUGGUUAUUGUUUAUCUCGUGUACAAGAUUUGACUCGAUACAAUUCAAUACCUCGUAAUUUAUUAUUGAAUAAUCGUAUAGAGACAAGAAUUCUUGAUGAUUAUCUUACAUCAAAAGGUGUUACAAUUCCAACAUUUAUUAAUCAUUGUUUAACAUUCUAUAUGAAUACAACAACAAUUUCUUCAUUAUGUACAUUAAAUGGUAAUUCAUUAAUAUGUAAACAUUGUGGUGAACGUUUACUUAGUCAAUUAGCUUAUCAAUAUCGUUUAACUAUAUGUUCAAAUGAAUUACCAAAUGAUGUAAUCAAUAAACCAAAUUGCUAUUAUGGACGUUAUUGUCGUUAUCAAAGUUAUAAUUAUAAUCAUGCUAGACGUUUUAAUCAUAUUUGUGAAAGAUCAAUUUAAUGAGAUUUUUUGGAUUCUUUCAUUAUUCUACUACUACUAAUUUUGCCAGUAGUAGUUAUGAGUAGUAUAUAGAGUUUGUUUUGUUGUUUUUUUUUUCGUUUUUGAUUUAUUAAUCGAUUUGACAAUCUAUUUACUUUAUUGAAAACUUUUGCAUUUACUUUAUAAUCGAAUCAUAGAGACUGAUUAUGUAAUCACUAUUUUGUUUUUUUUCUCCUUUUGUUUAUUUUUUUUGUUCCCUUGAAAAACAAAAUUUGUUUAUCAGGAUUGUUAUAAUUUCUAUUAAAUAAACCCAAUAUUCAUUAUUUCAAUGUGUAUGUAUUUUUUGGAUAUAUCUGUCCAUUUUGUAAACAACGAACCAAUAGGUACACGUAGUUGCUGUGCCUCCAAAAUGCCCUGGUACGGCCGAGAGUGGGGAG
This is a messenger RNA of Schistosoma rodhaini, 2164 nucleotides long. Lineage: Eukaryota; Metazoa; Platyhelminthes; Trematoda; Strigeidida; Schistosomatidae. The record is from the annotation of a GenBank genome assembly.